GGCGGCGUCACAUGCGAUAAGAGCGCGGAGCGCUGCGCGCCUAUUCUUAGCGCUGGAAUGUACACAAUGCCCGCGCCCGCCGCUCCUGCGCAGCCCCGGCAGCGGCGGCACCGGCUGCGGCAUAAACACGGCCAGAAAGCACCCUCUAUGAAUCACCUACCUACUGAAAGAAACUUCCCGUGGGUUUAUAGGGUUUUGUCCAGGCUCUAGCUGUGGAAAAACUCAGCAGAGAAUAAACGACAGAGAGUAAGUGCAUGCAGUGAAGGACAACAGAAGUGAACAGAUAUUUACAGCAACAUCAAAGUCCUGAGUUGUUCCCUUGGAGCUGGAUUUUUCAAUAAAAGCUGCUAAGAAUUUGGGGUUUUUUUCUGCCAAGUCCAAAAUUCAUCUCUCUCACAUUUUGCUAUGGAAGAGGGAUCCACUGAAGAGUUUCUCUUCAAAGACCAGGACUUCUCCUCUGAACUGCUGAGGCAGCUGAAUGCUCUGCGGCAGAGCAGGAUGCUGACCGAUGUUACCCUCUGCUCCGGGAGCUUUGAAAUCCCCUGUCACCGAAAUGUGCUGGCUUCCAGCAGCCCAUACUUCAAGGCAAUGUUCUGUAACAACUUCAGGGAGAGUCACCAGCCUAAAGUCAUUCUAAAGGGCAUCGACGCUGAUAUUUUGGAUCAGAUUAUCCUUUAUGUUUACACUGGGGAGAUUCUCAUAUCCACUGAGAAUGUCUUGUGCCUCUUGGAGACUGCAUCCAUGCUGCAGUACACUAAGCUGUUUGAGGCCUGCUCUACCUACCUCCAAGACAAGCUGACCCCUGACAACUGCCUGAGCAUGAUCAGACUGGCAAAAAUCUUGAACUGCCAAAGCCUGAAUAAGAAAGCCAAGGCUAUGGCUUUGAAAUGUUUUCCCUUGGUGGCCUCUUCUGAGGACCUGAAGGACCUCUGUCCCAUGGAGCUGAUCGAUUACCUUGGGGAUGAUGAACUCUGUGGGGAGGAGGAGCAGGUCUUUGAGGCACUGAUGGUCUGGAUCCGGCACGACCUCCAGGCACGACAAGGCUACAUCCAAGAGUUGUUCAAGAAGGUCCGACUUCAGUACGUCCAUCCAACCUUCCUCUUCCAUUUCAUUGCUAAUGACUCGCUCGUUCAGGCCUCACCCACUUGCAGGAGCAUCCUGGAGUCAGCCCGGAGACACAUGUUUUCCUUGUACAGCACCAACACGCCUGACAUCAAACCCAUGAUGCACGUCCCUCGCAGGUACUCCAACCAAGAGUUCCUCAUCAUCAUUGGUGGCAGGAAGGACAGCCAGCAGACAACAAGGGAUGUCCUGCUUUAUGAUGACAAGACGAACCAAUGGCUGAGCCUGGCCAAACUUCCCAUGCGCCUCUACAAAGCCUCUGCAGUGAGUUUACACAGCAAUAUUUUUGUGCUCGGAGGGAUGCCUGUUAGCAAUAAGAAAAGUCUGGUCAGUGGUAAUAUUUACAUUUACUCCCUCAAACUCAAUCAGUGGAGGUUGAUUGAGCACAUGCUAGCUCCACGUUACUCCCACAGAAGCCUGGCAUAUAAAAAUUAUAUUUUCUCAUUCGGUGGAAUUGGUGAAAACCAGGAAAUCCUGAAUUCUGUGGAAAGAUAUGAUAGUGUCUACAACACCUGUGAGAGCAUGGCAAACAUGCCUGUUGCCGUCCUUCACCCUGCUGUUGCUGCCAAAGAUCAGAGGGUUUACCUCUUUGGGGGAGAAGAUAUAAUGCAAAACCCUGUUCGGCUUAUCCAGGUUUACCAUGUUUCCAGGAAUACGUGGUUUCGUAUGGAGACCAGAGUAGUGAAGAAUGUCUGUGCACCAGCUAUUGUGAUUGGAGACCAGAUUAUCAUCGUAGGUGGGUACACCCGGAGAAUAAUUGCUUAUGAUACAAAAGGCAACAAGUUUGUUAAAUGUGCAGACAUGAAGGACAGACGAAUGCAUCAUGGGGCCACUGUCAUCAAGAACAAGCUGUAUGUCACAGGAGGACGAUGUCUCACCUCAGAUAAUGUCAUCAAGGACCUGGAUUCCUUGGACUGCUAUGAUCCAGAGACUGACACUUGGACACAAAAGGGAAAACUGCCACACAAACUCUUUGACCAUGGGUGCCUGACACUCCAGUGUGUCCCCUGUUCUAACCUUCUCUAAACAACUCUUGGUACUUCCUUGAUAUUUUGUGCUUUUCUUCCCAGAAAGAACCCACCUCACUCUGCAGAGAGCACAUGGGGAAUCUUCAUGGGGUCACACAAAGUCCUGACCUUGAAGGCACCAGCAGUGUUAGUCCUUCCAGCCCCUGUGCCAGAAAGGCCAUGAGCUUUGCUCACACUGUAUUCACCUGGCUGAUAUUGCAUGUGGUGCUGUUGAGUCCAGUCUGGAGGCCUUACCCAGCAUCUCAGGAGGAAACAGGAGAAAGAUACUGGCUAAGAACCAGUGUGGGAGUUGUCCUUGUACAGACUUUAGAAGUGAAGGGGGAUGCUGCUAUCUCCAGGCAGUAAGAUCUUUGCUGUCAUGCAAACUCAGCUGCCUGCCACAGCCCUGUGCUGCUCAUUGCUGACCGAGCUUUCCUUUCCAGUGGUGGCAGUGCUUAGAAUAGGAAGCCCCAAGCUCCAGUCUUGUAGCCAGCCCAGGAGCAGCUGCCUGAGUUUGCUGUGGUAGUCAGCUCAUAAGAAAUAAAAUUUUAAUGUUCCUAUCAGCUAAUUAAAAA
Haemorhous mexicanus (house finch) is the source of this 2704-nucleotide messenger RNA. RefSeq names its product kelch like family member 38 (gene KLHL38). The transcript has 4 exons. Bases 406 to 2148 code for a protein of 580 amino acids. Lineage: Eukaryota; Metazoa; Chordata; Aves; Passeriformes; Fringillidae. Gene Ontology annotation, molecular function: protein binding. The record is from RefSeq and is a predicted model, not a curated record.